AUGGCUAGCCGUCCAGUCUCCUUCUUGCAGGUCGUUGGUCCUGUACUCAUACUGCUAUUGUUUUGUGCUGCCUCUGUGAUAGCCCAGGACUGCACUCCAAAGCCGGAUAUUGUGGCACUACCCCGGAGCAUUGUGGCGAAGGGUGUGUUUCCAACUGUGAUUACAAACUUGGUUGUGAUGCCUCGAAUCCUUGCCCAAGUGGUUGUUGCGUAUUGCGAUCCUGGAUAUGGUGCUGAAUGGGCGGAAAAGGCUCACUGCCCCUUAAACGUGUGCUGUUCGAAAUAUGGCUUUUGUGGGAUCACCGAAGAAUUCUGCGGGAACAAGACUGUGAAGCAUGAGACCUGCAGCAAAGAUAAAUACCUCUCGCGCGUGGUUGGCUACUACGAGGGCUGGAGCUCCCGGCGAGGUUGCAAUACGGUCUGGCCGGAGCAAAUCAAGCUGGGCGUCUACAGUCACAUCAACUUUGCGUUCGCGACCAUCCACCCGGAGACCUACGAGGUACUGCCGGCGGAUGAGCGGGACGUGCCGCUGUAUAAACGUCUUACAGAUCUGAAGCAAUAUGAUCCGAACCUCAAGGUCAUGAUUGCGCUGGGAGGCUGGACCUUCAACGACCCUGGUCCCACGGCGACGCUCUUUUCUGAUCUGGCAGCGUCCGAGGAGAAACAAAAGAAAUUCUUUAAAUCCCUCGUCUCGUUCAUGUCGACCUAUGACUUUGACGGUGUGGAUCUAGACUGGGAGUACCCUGAGGCUUCAGAUCGGAGUGGAAGACCGGCUGAUUAUGACAACUUCCCCAAGUUCAUGGCGAACCUGAAAAAUAGCCUGGAUAAAACGCCUGGACGAAGCGAGCUGUCCAUCACUCUGCCUGCAUCGUAUUGGUAUCUCCAGCACUUUGAUAUCAAGGAACUCGCAAAGCAUGUUAGCUUCUUCAAUAUCAUGACUUAUGAUCUGCAUGGGACCUGGGAUCGGGGAAACAAGUGGACCGGCGAAUACUUGAAUGCCCACACCAAUUUGACUGAGAUGAAGACAGCGUUCGAUCUGCUGUGGCGGAACGAUAUUGACGCGGACAUGGUGACCAUGGGCUUAGCGUUCUACGGGCGUGCGUACACCGUUGCCAGCCCGAACUGCAUGGAGCCUGGGUGCCUUUAUCUUUCCGGCGGAAAGAAGGGCGAGUGCAGUGACGAAACCGGAGUCUUGCUUAACAGCGAGAUCAUGGAUAUCAUGUCCAGCAAACAGCUGUCUGCAAAACUGUACAAGGACGCUGCUGUCAAAGUAGUACACUGGGAAGACCAGUGGGUGUCCUACGAUGACAAGGAGACAUUUCAGAUCAAGACCGACUUUGCCCGAGAGCAGUGUCUCGGCGGUGUCAUGGUCUGGGCCAUCAGCCAUGAUACGCAGAGCGGCACCUUCGCAGGCGCGCUGGCCGCAGUGUCAAAUCGGCGCGUUUUGGCGCAACGGCAGGUACAAGACGAUGACUAUGUUGUUGACACAACCAACUACGAUACCUGCAAGUGGAGUAACUGCGGCGAGCCCUGUCCGUCGGGCUGGCAAAUGAUCAAACGGGAGGACGAAUGGCGCAGGAGCUCCAAUGACUACAUGCUCGACUCCACGGGCUGCAACGGCGUCGGCUACCGUUCCUGGUGCUGUCCUCCAACCACGGCCCCGAAAUGCGGGUGGUACAGCUUCAACAAUGGACACUGCAGCUCUGGCUGUCCUAGUGGAUCGGUUGAGGUUGGCUCAACACGAGAAGGCUGCAAGAACUACGAAUUUGAUUACCAGGCUGCCUGUUGCACAAUCCAGGACAGCGAUGGAAGCGAGAUCACGAGCAUGGCCCUGUACAACACCUGUGAGUGGGCAGCUUCUCCUCUAUGUGACACGGGCGUAUGUUCAUUCAAAGGCACUACAAAGCCUACUGAGCUGGUCAAAUCCGGCACGGGCAGUGGAGGUGUCUAUUGUCUUCCUAACGGGAAAAUGGAGCAAACUGUUUUCCCCAAAGGACAAUUGAGUGAGCGCAAGCUCUGCUGCAACACGAAUGAGGCAACCCGGAAAUGGGAAAAAUGCGAAUGGCACAAUAAUAUCGGCUUGGGAAAACCGGGGCAGGAUUGUUAUUCUGGGUGUCCAAAGGAUACGAUUCGAGUAGCCAUGAACACUUACAAUCAUGGUUGUUACGCCAGGGGCGGCCAGGCCUUUUGCUGCAACGCUAACUACUACACUGAGUCGAAGCGGCUGUCAGACGAUCUCCAGACGUUUCAGGAUGCUGUCGAUGCCUGGAUUGCAGACCCAGCAUGCGUUACAGAGACGUCGACAACCCAGUCUGUGAGCGCUAGAGCCUCGAAGUGCGACCGGGGCGUCUUGCAUAUGUAUCUCGCGCAGCUGUUCCUGCGCGGGCUGGUCAAUCAAGACCACUGGGACGCGGUUGCGAAGAUCUGGAAUAGGGUGAGCGACAAGUUUUCGCACCUCGGGGCGGAGUCCCUGUUCAACUUUGUCACCUCCAAGGAGAAGUACCCGGCCUACUUCAUACAUGGGAAGGACCAGACAGCCGACGAGGUGUUGGAUCGCCCAGUUUCUUUUGAUCUUAUGAUUGGCGGUGAUCCAAAUUUCAUCUCCUGCGAUCUGGACUUGUGCACUUACAUGGAUUGUUCCAAGGUUGAUGCUGAUGAAUCCGACGAUGCACUUGCAGCGCGGGAUGUGCUUAACAUGCUUAUAGGCCGUCAAGCGAAAGACGACGACAACGGGCCAACUUGGUUCAGUUGCAACGACGGGCUGAAAAAGGCCAAGCUCCAGUAUACCAGAGCCGACUAUCCCACGAUCUCACAGUGGGCCCCGGAUGAGGAUGCCAUGAAGGAAGCCGUUGACUAUGAGUCCAAGGAGGAAUGCACUAACUGUGAAGUAACCACCAAGCAAGCGAGCAAAGGGGACCAAAAGAAAAAGAAAUAUACCACGGAGCAUAUUAUUGAGGUCAAGACCAUCCUUCGGUUCCUCAAGUGGUUGAUCAAACACGAAGAGUGCGGCGUUGAUUGCACAUUCUUCGCUGAAUACUUCUUCAAGGCAGUGUUGACUGGAAAUAAUCCGCCGCUCCCAGGCGGGAAAAAUUCCCAGAAGCCUAUCACGCGUGUCAUGGAGGCGCUCGGGAGCCUCAACCUGCGGGAGAACUUCCGAUUGCUCGAGAAGGGCCUCAAUGAGAUUAAGGGCGGAAUCUGGGGAGUGAAAGCGGAACCUAAAGACUGGCAUAAAUGGAUCACCUCGGAUGAUCCCAGCCCUGCUCUAGCUUAUCUGCGAAAUCGCUUUCUCGCUCAGGUCAUUGCGGUCUAUAAUUAUCUGAAUCUCCCACAGGUCUGGUCCCGCUUCCAGGCGACCAACCGAAUCCUGCGCGGACAGAUGCAAUAUGUGUCUGAUGCGUAUAACACAGCUAACAAAGAUAAUAAGGACAAGAAGCAGAUCAAGCUACUAGAAUGCUGGGACAAGUUCCUCGCGGAAUUCCUGAAAGAGAUGCUCGGGGACUCCACCAAGUUCAUCCAAGUGGGGAUCGGGCAGUUGCGGACUUAUUGGAUGGAGAGUCGCGACCCAGAGAACAAAGAUUGGCUUACCAAAGUUGCUCAGGUUAAGGGCUACCUGGAUGCAUUAGAGGGAAAGAUUGGCAAGGUCAGUUUGGAUCUAAACCAUCUGGUCUAA
Messenger RNA from Aspergillus fischeri NRRL 181, 3669 nucleotides. Its product is annotated as bacteriodes thetaiotaomicron symbiotic chitinase. Lineage: Eukaryota; Fungi; Ascomycota; Eurotiomycetes; Eurotiales; Aspergillaceae. Gene Ontology annotation, biological process: carbohydrate metabolic process. The transcript has 8 exons. Gene Ontology annotation, molecular function: chitin binding; hydrolase activity, hydrolyzing O-glycosyl compounds. The record is from RefSeq and is a predicted model, not a curated record. The coding region runs from base 1 to 3669 and encodes 1222 amino acids.